CCGAGCUCGGCGCUCCGCCCCGCGGCGCCGCUGACCCGGAUGCGCUCGGCUUUCCCGGCCCGCCUCUGCCCGCGCGAGAGCCGAGAAGGAGGCCGAGGCGAAGGAGGCGGCGGCGGCGGCGGCCCGCCAUGGCCGAGUCCCCGGAGGAGGUGGCGGUGCUGGUGCAGCGCGUGCUGAAGGACCUGCGCAACGCCUUCCAGCGCAACCCGCACAUAGAUGAAAUUGGAUUAAUUCCCUGUCCUGAAGCCAGAUAUAACCGGAGCCCUAUAGUUCUGGUGGAAAACAAACUUGGGGUGGAAAGCUGGUGUGUCAAGUUUCUUUUGCCCUACGUCCAUAACAAACUCCUUCACUACAGACAAAGAAAGCAAUGGCUCAACAAAGAAGAGCUGAUAGAUAUCACCUGUACGUUGCUGCUAUUGAACCCAGAUUUCACUACUGCAUGGAAUGUCAGGAAAGAAUUAAUAGUAUCUGGCACUUUAAAUCCAGUUAAAGAUUUACAUCUUGGGAAACUGGCACUAACUAAGUUUCCAAAGAGUCCAGAAACGUGGAUUCACAGACGCUGGGUGCUGCAACAACUAAUUCAGGAAAACUCCUUGCCCACUCUCGUGAAUAAAGGGAAUUUGGAAACAGCUCCCACGGAAAGGAUUCAGCGGCUAGUGAAAGAAGAAAUGGAUGUUUGCUGUGAAGCUGCUGGGAGAUAUCCAAGUAAUUAUAACGCCUGGUCCCAUCGCGCCUGGGUCUUGCAGCACUUGGCCAAGCUCAGUGGAAAGAUUCUUCUAGAUGAACUUUCUUCCACUAAGCACUGGGUCUCCAUGCAUGUUUCAGACCAUAGUGGAUUCCACUACCGCCAGUUUUUAUUAAAAUCUUUGAUUGACGGAACUGAGACUGAGUGUACUGUAGAAAUGCACAAUUCACCAGCCAAUCAGCAAGCACCCAGGCUUCUAAAAGAUGAAGAAAAUGAUGAAGCAGAAGCUACCUGUGUGGAAGAACAACCAGAUUUCCCACUUCUUCUAAAUGAAGAAGUAGAGCUCUGCACUGAUUUAAUUAACACUUACCCAGGGCAUGAAACCCUGUGGUGUCACAGACGGCGUGUGUUCUAUCUUCAGCACCACUUAAAAAACAAACUUCCACUUCCAAGUGUGUGGUCAGCAGCUGCAGACAAGAGUGAUGGCCUGCUGAACAACUCACACCCUGGUGCUGCAUUUGGUCAUGUGAGCCAAGCCAUGGAUGUGGAUGGCCUGCUGGAAUCCAGCAGACAAGGCUACACUCAAGAAACCAAACGCCUGAAACGUGCUCCUGUGCAGGACUCUAUCAGUCUCGAAGCAGAAUACAGGUUCAUCGAUCAAGUUUUAUCAACAUGUAGGGAUGUAGAGCAGGCAAGGUUUGCUGGGGCAUACAGAAAAUGGCUGGUUUCCUUUCUAGGUCAGUGAAGAAGGAGAUUUUAAAAUAAUAAUAAUAAUAAUAACAACAAAUAUGCAGGGUCCUUUGUUUAGUGCAAUAUUCUCUUUUCAAACAUUGGUGCUUGUAGUGGCGCCUGGAACUUUUCAUCCUUUGUUUUUGUUGUCUGUGCUAAACAUCCUUUCCAGAUGAUGGCUUUUACUUAUAUAUAUUUUUAAACACCCUUGUGUUGGUCAAUAAAAGUUUUUUUCUGAGUUUAUGUUACAUGUAGGGUGACUCCAUAUCACAAACUCAUUAAUUAUAGUAUUUUAAAAAUCAGCUUUAAUUAAGAUGAAUAAAAGUUAGGUAGCCAAUACCACUGGAAAAUUUAUUCACUUUUCAAUCUCUCUUGCAUAACAAAUGCACCUGAUCAAAAACAUUACCUACAAUGGAAAAUAAUCCACAAUAUCAGCACAGACAGUGUUUGGGCCUGUUUGUUUUAAGUACAGAUGUUUUAAGUGGUUUGUGUGUAAACCAUAGUUAAAAAUUAAUUAUGGUUUAUUGCAAAUGAGCAAUGUAUUGGUCUGCUUCAUUUGUCUCCCACUCCUGACUUCACUGUGAUGGAGAAACAGACCAGAGACCAGCUUCAUGGUUCCUGCACACCAAGGCUUGCAGUUUGUUUCUCUCCAAAGCAACCAGCUUACUGCUUGUGGUUUGUUUCAGGGAGUGAACAAAGCUGGGCCUUCCUAGCAGAUGCACCGGCACCUGAUACUUCUCAUUAAACCAUCAUUAGUUUGUGAACUGGCCAUGGAAUCCUUGCAUUGCUUUCAGUGCUCUGCUGUGCUUCUGUAAAUGUUCCAGACGCAGUUGGUUUCUUUCUGAAUUACUCUGACCUUACUUACAUAUUCAUUGCAGUGCCAGUUCUAGAGGAAUAUGGUUAAUAUGUUGCAGGAAAGUUGUGAAAAUUAGCGAGAGAAAAUUGUUUCAGUCUUACACACACUUAGCUGUGUGGUUAUUAAAGUCCUUCAUUGUAUGUUA
This is a messenger RNA of Podarcis raffonei (Aeolian wall lizard), 2415 nucleotides long. RefSeq names its product protein prenyltransferase alpha subunit repeat containing 1 (gene PTAR1). Gene Ontology annotation, biological process: protein prenylation. Gene Ontology annotation, cellular component: cytoplasm. The coding region runs from base 129 to 1430 and encodes 433 amino acids. NCBI's taxonomy places the organism in Eukaryota, Metazoa, Chordata, Lepidosauria, Squamata, Lacertidae. Gene Ontology annotation, molecular function: protein prenyltransferase activity. The transcript has 7 exons. The record is from RefSeq and is a predicted model, not a curated record.